AUGCCCAUUAUAGAACUGCCAAGACUGCCAAGAUUAUCAGUGCCGCGAUUCAGAGAACCUAGAGAAAUCGCACGAAACAAAAGAGUGAAGGUAAACAGCACGAAAGAAAGCGGAGACGAAAAUGUGAUGCUUAAAAGCAUGCCUUUUAAGCCUGAGAAGAAACACCUCUGCAAAUAUUUUGUAAAGAAUGCAUGCAUACGAGGCAGCAACUGCACAUUCUCGCACGACCUGUCUAAGUUCCCAUGCAAGCUGUUCCACAUAAAGAAGAACUGCAGAAGAAAAAACUGCCAGUUCUCGCAUGCCCCUAUUUCCGAAGAAGAAGUAAGACUAUUGGUUUCUGAUGGAUGGGAGCUCGAAAAAGAAGAAAAAGAAGAAGUAUUUGUUUCUCCUUUCUUAUAA
Messenger RNA from Nematocida ausubeli, 399 nucleotides. RefSeq lists its product as uncharacterized. Gene Ontology annotation, molecular function: metal ion binding; RNA binding. The transcript has a single exon. The coding region runs from base 1 to 399 and encodes 132 amino acids. Gene Ontology annotation, cellular component: nucleus. NCBI's taxonomy places the organism in Eukaryota, Fungi, Microsporidia. The record is from RefSeq and is a predicted model, not a curated record. Gene Ontology annotation, biological process: negative regulation of DNA-templated transcription.